GUCGUGCAUUUAGUUUAACUAGUCUCGACCCUCAACAACUCUCACCGGACGAGACUUGAAGCCCGACGACCCGGCCCGGAUCCGGAGCCUUCUUCUGAGGCGGCAAUGGCAUGAUCACCGAACAUAUUGCCCCGUCGUCCUCCGUAUCUCCUCCUCCUCCUCCACCGACCUCUCCGCCGCUCCUUCAACGUCGAUGCACAGCUCCGCCGCGAGACGAGCUAAACGUGGCUCUCGGCCGCACCGAGGCUCCCGCGCCGACGGGAACUGGAGAAUCAAGCCUCCCGGCGGCGGCGGCGGCGACGACGGCGACGGCGGCGGCGGCGACUACCGUCGAUCGCGACUGGAGUCUCCCGAACCGGAGAUUGAUCACCAGUCUACCCCCUCUACUUCUCUGCAAGAGCCCCGGGGGUCCGGGAAUCCGCCGAGCCGCCGGUGGGCAGCGCCGCCUGAUCAGGCGAGAGCUCGAUCCGCCGAGAGCUCCGGCGCGGACCGGUCGGGACCGGAGCUGCCGAGCUCGUCGAGCUGCGAGGAGAGGGAGGUGAGCGGCGACGACGCGGUUAGGCUGGGGUCUGAUGAGAAGGUGGGCGGCGACGUGGCGGCAAAGGCGAGGGAAGCGAUGGAAGGGGAGAGUGAAGCGAGGGAGGUGAGUGGAGACGUGGACAGUGUUGUGGUGACGUUGGAGGAGUUGAGGUUGGGGAUGGAGGAGCCGGAGUUGGAGGAAGAGCAGCUGAAUGCCAACGAUCAAUUGCAGGAGGACGAGUUGCUUGUGAUGGAGUCAAUUUAUGGAGAUAAUGUCUUUAUCCUUGACAGAAGGCGGGGUUCUCGGUUUUUUAAGAUUUAUAUUGACGUCGAGGUUGCUAGCGAGAUUACUGUAAUUGCUAGGCUGAAUCCAUCCAAUGAUCUCACCGUCACAAGUGGCAAUUCAGAUGGCUUUUCUUACUCUUACAAAGUCCAGCACCUUCCUCCAAUUGUGCUGACAUGUCUAUUACCUAAGUCGUACCCCAGUCAUGUUCCUCCUUGCUUUACCAUCGCUGUCCAGUGGUUGGCUCCCAUUAAAAUUUCUAGUUUAUGCUCCAUGCUUGACUCUAUAUGGCAAGAACAACCAGGGCAGGAAGUUGUAUAUCGUUGGGUGGAAUGGCUGCAGAGCUCCUCACUUCCUUAUCUUGGAUUUGAUGAAAAAAUAGAUCUUGGUCCUUAUGGAGUAAGAGGAACUGGAGAUAAGCGUGCAAUUUCGGGAAGUGUCUCUCCCGACGUCGAUAUUCCCUCAAUUAGGAGUUAUAAUGAUGACAAGUGCCACGAGAACUUCUUGAAGAACUUGCAUGAAUGCUGUAUUUGUUUCAGCGAGUAUGCAGGGACGGAUUUCAUCAAAUUGCCAUGUCAGCAUUUCUUCUGCUGGAAUUGUAUGAAGACUUGUUCUGAUUUGCAUGUCAAGGAAGGAACAGUAUACAAGCUUCACUGUCUUGCUUCGAAAUGUGGGGGCAUGGUCCCACCUAGUUUGUUGAAACGGUUACUUGGUGAUGAAGAGCAUGACCGGUGGGAGUCUUUAAUGUUGCAAAAAUCCCUCGAUUCAAUGUCUGAUGUAGUAUACUGCCCCAGAUGUGAAACACCAUGUAUAGAGGAUGAAGAUCAACAUGCCCAAUGCUCAAAAUGCUUCUUUAGCUUUUGCACUCUUUGCAGGGAGAGGCGACAUGUAGGCGUUGAAUGUAUGACACCAGAAACAAAACUGCACAUCUUGCAGGAGCGCCAAAGUUCGUCCCAACUUAAGGAUGAACAAAAACGAUGGGAGCGUGAAUUAAUCAAUGAACUUUUAAGUGUCAAGGAAAUCAAUAAGAUUGCCAAACAAUGCCCCUCUUGUAAAAUGGCGAUCUCUCGAACUGAAGGUUGUAACAAGAUGGUAUGCGAAAAUUGUGGGCAGUACUUUUGUUAUUCCUGCAAUAAGGCAAUUGAUGGAUAUGAGCAUUUCAGGGAUGGAACAUGUGAACUAUUUCCGGAGCAAGAGAUUAGGCAAUGGCAAGAGCAAAUGAAUCCUCGCCAAUUGGUGGGUCAGGUUCAGGCUGAACUUUUUGCUAAUCACGGCCAGACAUGCCCCAGUUGUCGUCAGUUUAAUGCGAAGAUUGGCAACAACAACCACAUGUUCUGCUGGGCAUGUCAGACACACUACUGCUACCUAUGUAAGAAGAUUGUGAGGCGUGCUUCCGAGCACUACGGGCCCAAAGGAUGCAAGCAGCAUACUGCAGGAUAGGUACAAACAUGGACUAUGCGUAUGAGGCUAUCUUCAAAGAUGCAAAUGCUGCAUGUGCGGAAUGAUUAUUAAUUGAACUGCAUUCCUCGGUUUAAAUCGAUGAGAUCGGUUGAUCCUAUCUGGUGCAGUUUAUUUAAGUGAAUCCUCGGGAUAAUGAAAAAUUGUGGUGCUUGAAGUUGGACAAGAUCUCAUCUCUGCCAGAUUUUUCAAGGACAGCGAGUUCUUGCUUUUGAUUCUUGAACAGACUCGUGGAGUAUAUCCCAAAAUAAAAAUCAUAAAGAAUUAUAUGGAGCAAAGUAUGUAGGUUGCUUCCAGCUUUAUUCUCCACGGUGGGAGUGAGUGGUCGUAUAUUUUUGAGUGACAGAGUCAAUGGGUUGCUGAUUGGAACACAAGAAAUAAUGAUUUUCAAUGAUAUGUUCAUUUUGGAGAUUUGAUCUC
This is a messenger RNA of Syzygium oleosum, 2680 nucleotides long. RefSeq lists its product as uncharacterized. The transcript has 7 exons. Gene Ontology annotation, biological process: positive regulation of proteasomal ubiquitin-dependent protein catabolic process; ubiquitin-dependent protein catabolic process; protein polyubiquitination. NCBI's taxonomy places the organism in Eukaryota, Viridiplantae, Streptophyta, Magnoliopsida, Myrtales, Myrtaceae. The coding region runs from base 194 to 2242 and encodes 682 amino acids. The record is from RefSeq and is a predicted model, not a curated record. Gene Ontology annotation, molecular function: ubiquitin protein ligase activity; ubiquitin conjugating enzyme binding; zinc ion binding. Gene Ontology annotation, cellular component: cytoplasm; ubiquitin ligase complex.